GUUGGCAUUUAUUUGGUUUCUGGAUUAUUUUGAAUUACAUGGGGAUGAAAAAACUUUUGAUUACAUGAUAUAUGCGUUUUGAGGCAUGGUUCUUGCGAGAUGUGAUAUUCUUUAGCAGUGUAUAAAUUCCCAAAUUACCACCCACGCUAUGAUAUUGCGCAGUCAAAAUUCAUGCCUCAUCCAUGUUAUUCUUUUAUUUUACGAUUAUAUCAGCUGUCUGUUAAUUCUCAGUAAUAAAAAGACACUAUCAAGGUCUGCAUGUCGUCUGCUCCACGCAUACAGUUUAUUGGAUUCAUAUUAUUUUUAUCUUCCCGUCUUCCAGUUGAACGCGAUGUCGAAACUGAAAGAGGAAUUUCUGUCAUUUGGGCAAUGAUCUAUGCAACCGUUAAAGAAUACAAAUUCUGUUUUCACGUGCAAAGUUCAUCGAAACAAAUAUAUGGCGAACAAUAAUUAUCGUGAACCAAACACAAAAAAGAGAGGACGACCUGCAAACAAACUUUCUGUCAGGUUAUUUCUGCUUGAUCCAGACACCGUGAUCACUAAAGUGACCAAAGACACUUGUUCAAAGACUGCGAUAGAAGCCUUGAUGCAAAGAGGAUAUGGACCACCUCGAAGAGAACAUUGUGUAAAAGAUGACAAGGUGGAAUUUACGCUGGACUUGACAAAUGAACAGUUCAAACAGAAAUUGAUUGAAAUUUAUCCCAAAUUGGAAAAUGCCUUUUUUGUGUUAAUGAAAGCGGACAAAACCAACACAUUGGAAGAACUGAAUCCAGGAUUGUGCUGUUUCAGAUGCUACACUCCAGAAAAUGUUUACAACAGUGAACGUGGACAAGGAAGGCUUUAUAUGAAAAUUAUUGCUGAGAACGAGAUAUCUGCUUGUACGCAUGGAAUAUCUCGCACAAAAAGACUGCGUGGUAUGGUUGGUGGUGGCCAGCAAUUUUAUGUACCAAUCUUACCAAAACCUGCUUCAACCCUCACCACAGGUGACGUCGCCACCUCAGUUGUUACCAUGCCAACUGGUCAAACCGAAUUAUGCAAAUCUGGCAGCACAUCGACACAAAGUCAAUUCUCUUCGUCCACCAUUACUUCCACCAUUACUUCGUCAACUGUAACACCACUGGAUAACAAUAGUUCGGUGAACGUCACAACGCGUGAUCCACCAUUAUCUGUUGUUUCUCCCACAACACCUGGACUUGCAACUUCCCAAAGUCGUUUACCAACAUCAAAUAUCUCGCAGCCCGAAUCAAACCAACCCCUCAACAGUGACCAGUUAACACGAAGGCCAAUAUCCAUGUCGAUUGUUCUGCAGGUUGGUCUUGCACCUACACUGCAAAAUCCAGGUAGCAUUCUGGUGCAGAGGCCGUUACAAACACCACUUACAGUUUCUUCCGUUACAUUAACACCGUUCCUACAAAAUUCUGUUAAUAUUCCAUCACAAAGCCAAUUUUUAUCGCCAUCUGUUAUUUCUAUGACGGGGCCAAGUCAGCCAGCUCAAGUUUCAAAUAAUGUUGUUGCCCAAAGGCAGUUAGCAAUAUCAACUGCUUUCAUUCCUGGAAAUACGGCAAUACCAGCAAUUCAAAAUCCUCGUAAUUUUGUAAAUCUGGGCCAUUUAGAAUCAUUUGGUUCUGGGUCAAUGACACCGCAAGGGCAGUUUUUAAGAUCAACGGGAGUUCAUAAUUUAAAUUUUUUGCAAGCUAUGCCAGGUACACAGUCUUUUAACCAAACCGUUGCUGACAAUGAUCUCGAUUCACAGUGGAGAGCGCUGGGUGAAGCUAUGGUCCUGGCUUCACAGAAUCCUGUCUUGUUGCCUAAUUCAACCAUGCCUUCAUACUUAACUUCGUCCACUCUCCCUCCACUCCGAUCAGCGCAAUCUCCUUUAAAUACCUUGUUGGAUGCAUUAAUGCAACAUGAACAAAAUGCAGAAUCUCCAUCCAGUGGCAGUGGUGUGAUCAGUUCAAACGUGCAGGAGCACGUCAAUCUACCAGAACCAAACGAAUUACGAAUUCAGAAGUUUUUUGAAAAUGUUGAAUCAACUAAGAAACUCACGAUAUCGUCGACAGUUCUGGAUGAUGAUCUUCUCUUGAAGAGGUUGAAACAAUCCACAGUUGAAAUUCACACGAUAGAAAUUCACUCCAGGUGUGAGGUACACAAAGUUCUGAGUGUUUAUUCUUUGCCCUCUUGUCUAAAGAUCCUUCGUAUUAUUAAUAAUAUCCCUAAAUUACGAUGAUAUUUUUGCUUUAAUUAGAUGCUUCAGUAGCGAGAAUAAUUUACAGGAAUUAGAUUUAUCUCGUACCAAGUUUGAGAAGAAUAAUUUCCAUAGUUUCAUUACCGUACUUGUGAAUUGUAGCAAUUUAACAAGAUUGAUUUUAAGUGAUAAUUGCUUAACUAAAGAAGAAACUUUCGGUCUGUUGGCAUCAUUAAAAUGGACGACAAGUCUUAAAAAUUUAAACUUAUCUAAAAAUAACCUAACCGUAUUCGAGAUACACGGACAGUUGGAUAACAUUGUUUCAUUAGAUUUAUCGCAUAGCGCACUCCAGGGAAACACAAGCAUCAUUGAGAUCUGUAAACUGCAAUCACUCGAAGAAAUAAACCUCUCUCACAACCACAUUAGAUUUUCCCCGUUGCCAAAUUUCCACACACAACUCAACAAGCUGCCAAUUAACAUGAAAAACAUUUCACUAUCUUUCAAUUACAUGACACCCGAAGACAUCAGCCAAUUUUGCUUCUUAAUCAAGUCAAAUUUGACAAAACUUUACUUAGAUUCUAAUCACAUAUGCAGCUCAAUUUGGUCGUUUUGUUCAUUAAGUGUAAGAAUUAUGCAUUUGAAAGUGUUAAGUUUGGCUAAUACUGAUCUUUGUGUUGCUGUUGAUGGUUUGGCGUUCCUACUUUCUUUGGUGCAAGAACUGGAAGAACUCAAUUUA
Messenger RNA from Dendronephthya gigantea, 2921 nucleotides. Its product is annotated as putative GPI-anchored protein pfl2. The transcript has 6 exons. The record is from RefSeq and is a predicted model, not a curated record. Bases 377 to 2227 code for a protein of 616 amino acids. NCBI's taxonomy places the organism in Eukaryota, Metazoa, Cnidaria, Anthozoa, Malacalcyonacea, Nephtheidae.